AUGGCUGCCAUGUGGAAGAUGAUGUGGUUCCUACCCCUCGUGCUUAAGGCACAGGACCCCCUCGCUGAGUGGUUGGAUGACUUGAAGUUUUCCUUGAAGGAUGUGACCCAGGAGAAGGCAGGCAUCACCGUCACAGCAUCAAAGUUGGUUUGCCAGAACCUGCAGCUCACAAGCGUUCAGUCUGCUGUGGCGGGCGUUGGGAUGUCUGUUACUUUGAAUGGCGUGGGCAUCCAGUGCUCAGGGCACUUUGACUACCAUGGCUUGGCCAUCGUCAGCGGCUCCGGCGAUCUCAAUGCAGUUGUGAAGAGCAGCCCUGCUUCUACCGCGACGGUGGUUUUGCAGGGUGGCAAAUUCGACCAGAACGUACCUUGGGCUGUGGACGCUGCGAGCUGCUCCGCUGACAUUGAUUUCAAGCUCACUUUCUCGGGCUCCAUCCUCUCCUCCAUCGUGAACCUUUUUUCUACCCCGAUCUCCAUGCUGAUCAGGACGCAGGCAAUCCAGCAAGCCUGCGAUCAGCUGAAGCAAGUGGCAGCUGGCCCACUGUCCAAGAAGCUGAUGGCUUUCAACCAUCUGAUGCUCCCCCCAACCUCGACAACGCGAACAAACCUCCUGCUUGAAAGCAGUGCCCAUGAGCAUGCGGAGAGGGUGGACGAGGGCUUGAAAGUCACCUUCGAAAGUGUGGCGGAUGACAUGCUGGCAGCGUCAGCCCCGACCCUGCCCGGAGCUCCCCCUGACAGGGCAGCCCACGGCAACCUUCGCUUUGAGAGGAGGCUCGCCCAGGGCGAGACGACUGUGGACUGGACGCGUGAUCCAUCCGUCAGUUGGAUGUCAUGGCUGCUGGAUGACGUCAUCGGCCCGGAGAAGAUGGACCAGGCGCUGCGCUGGGCGUGGAAGGAUGCGCAGUCCGUGGACAUCCCAGGUCCCCUGACCCCAAUCGCCACCAGCACCAUUCAGCAGCCCGAUGCCGGCCUGGAGCUCAAGGUCGAGGCCUUCCUGAAGCAGGCGGUGAUCGAAGGGGCUGAUGGCAUGUCCGCCUUCACCCCAAUACAGGCCCGUGGCCCCAAUGACCUGCGCUUCAAGGUGAGCUGGGGAACACCUGAUCGCCCGGCGUUUGGCAUGGGAGUGGAUGUGCGUGUGAAGGUGCAGGCCAUCGACCUAGCCACUAAGCAGCCGCAGGCGUCAAUGGAGCAGGAGAUGAGCCUACACCUCGCGCUCUUGAAGCCCUCUCUGGAUGUCACUGGCGAGGUGCUCGUUCUGGCAAGCGAGUGGCCUGGCCAGCACACGCUGGCACAGUUCUUGGUGGCACCCCAUGCAUGCCUCACCAGCAUCUUCAAGUCUGUGCCUUCUGUGAAGACGCUGCAGGUGCAGUUCGCCGGCCUUGCGGCACCGCUCAGCUUUGAGGCGAAGACUGUGGGGGCACUGGAGGCGUCCUUGGCCGCGUUGCUGAACAAUGGCGUGGCCUUGUUCAACAAGGUCUACGAGCCGCUGCUUCCCGGUGCCAUCGAGCGCUUCGCGGGCUCCGGUGCGGUCAUGAGCCAGCUGAAUGCGCAGCUGCAGGUGCAGCUGAAGCCUGAGCAGUGCGUGAGCCCAUCCGUGGCAUCACAGCAGGCUCGGCAGACGACUCCACAGUACUACAGCAACUGGCCUCCCAUUUUCGACAACUAUCUGCGAAAGUGGAUUGACAACUUCUUCGACGGCCUGAUUGCGCAUAAUACCACAGUGCUGGAUCAAGGGCUCUCCAACAUGCCGAAGCUGCCUCUACCGUUGGAUGCACAGUUUUCUCUGACAGAGCUACUUGCGACCGGCUUGGAUCAGGUGAGCAAGCUUCGUGUCUUGGUCCCUUCCGAGCAGCACUUAAGUUGGCUGGGAAUGAGCGCGGUGGCCAAGUGCCCGAGUCCUCAGGCUCCUUGGCGGCCAACUUUCUCUGUGAGUGGCAGUGUGGAUGCCGGCAACUUCAAAGGCAACGGCGCGGUCAUCAUGGAGAUGCCCUGUGGUGCAGGCGAUGCACAGCUGGCUGUAGAGUUAGACGUCUGGGCCUUGCUGGACAUGCAGCUUCCACCGAGCAUGACCUGCGCGCUCCUAUCGCCGCUGUCCCACCUCGAUAUCGAGUCGGUGAAUGCGACCUGGACUGGAAAUGGCAGGCUCAUCGUGAAGCCAACCGAUGGUCCCUCACAAGAGCCCUUGCAGCAGAUGUGCAAUCUGCACCCGCGGCUCUGCGAGCUGGGCGUGAAGUUCCGUGAGUACGUCUCCACUACAGCAGGUGCCACCCGCUUGUACCACCUAGCCCGCGAUACCGUCCUCACCAAGUGCACCGCCGUGCCCAAGCUGUCUGCGCCCCAGCAACUCGAUUCUCUACCGAAGGAUGCCUUGGGCUACAGCUAUGUGGACGCUGACAGUACGAAGCUCUGGCUUGCCAGUGUCCUGAUUACCCUGGCCCUAUCUUGCACAUACAGCUUUUGCGCGCAGCUCGGAAAGAUACUCCGUCGCGAUGCCUCCUGUGAGAUGAUGCCAACCACAGCCAUGCCCUUGGCCACGGUUUGCUGGUUUGGGAGCACUCGCUCCCAGGCAAGCAUCAUCCCUAAGACCGCCACCGUAGUCACCAGCACACUCAUGGCCGCCGGACUCGUUGCUCGCAUCCUCGCAUGCUUCUGGCUGCCAUUCGCCGCGGCAGGUGUGGAGGUCAGUCAAGCCUCCGGGGCCACGGUCUUCAAAGACGACGCUUUGCUGGAAUACACCUUCUUCGGCAUCGGCGUGCAGUUUGGAGUUGGGGGCUCCCUGUACUGCGAAGUCCUGUGGUUCUUCAUGUCCUUGGUGUCUUCGCUUACGUCCCACGUGAUCCUCGUGCUGGUUUGGUUGACGCCUUUCCUGGCGAAGCAGCGCCGCCAGCUGCUUCUGAUCGCACUGGUGCUUGCCCGCUUCCCUCUGUCGGAGAUGGAGACAACGGGCAACACCGCCAUGGCUUUGAGCACUGAUGUGCGAAUGCCCCUGGGCAUGACGCAGACUCUGGGCCUGGGCUUGCAGGCUGGAGCCUAUGCAUCCUGGUUCUCCAGUGUAUGCACGUUGCUCGCGAACCUGCUUCUCCUCAAGCUGCUGCCGCGGCCCAUCAAGGAGAAGGACUGGGCAGCCGGCAAGGCGCCACUGCAGGUGACCAUCCUGCAGGGCCUGGCCAGCUGUGCGCUGAUCGCAGGCCUUUAUAUGUGGUGCCUGUGCGACUUCAUGGAGGCCGUUACUGGUGGCAUUGCCGGUGCUCUCAUCGACCCUUCCGCCUUCAGCGCUGCAAGCUUGGGCGCUACUGACAUGGGGCUGAGGAUUAUGGUGAGCGUGACCGCCUUCGGAUGCCCAAUCUUGCACAUCAUCGCCUUCCUUCUGGGUCUCUCUGGCAAGGCUCCCGGUGUUGCUCGCAGCUUGGCAGGCUUUGCCGCCACUUUCUGCCUGUUGGACCUCUUUGCCAUCGGCUUCUUAGUCACCUUCAUCGAGGGCGUCAACGGCUUUGCCUCCUCCGCCAUCCGCGGCUUGGCCCCAGCGGUUUGUGAGGUGGCCAAGGAGGCUGUGGGGGAGGAUUGCUUGAGCAUGCAGAUCAACGUCGUCCCCCUUGGCACCAUGGGCUUGCUGUUGGCCGCAGGUGCUUGGAAUGUCCUCUUGGGUGUCCAGAUUCUCGGGGUUGGCCAGGGCAAGCCCGCCGUAGCGGCCGAAGCGGAAGGCGGAGUAGGGCCAGGGCCAGUGCAAAACGGGAGCGCGCCGUCAACGUUUCAGGAUUGCAGAGACCCUGUUCAACCUACAGCAUGA
Molecule: messenger RNA, 3786 nt
Organism: Symbiodinium natans
Lineage: Eukaryota; Dinophyceae; Suessiales; Symbiodiniaceae
Source: the annotation of a GenBank genome assembly